Molecule: messenger RNA, 712 nt
Organism: Cucurbita pepo subsp. pepo (vegetable marrow)
Lineage: Eukaryota; Viridiplantae; Streptophyta; Magnoliopsida; Cucurbitales; Cucurbitaceae
Source: RefSeq, a predicted model, not a curated record
UAUCUAUAAGUCUAUAGGAGGCUGACCCAAAUAUGCCUAUACAAAGUGUAGGCCAAUAGACCCAACCCCUUUACUCAUCAGUAUCUACUACUGCCCACUUAACUCCUACAAUCAUAUCCACCUAUCUGGUGCCGGUGCUUUCCUUAAUUUUGACCAAAUAUCAUACCUUUUCUCUAUUUGACAUCUUUCAUGGCCUCUACCUCCUCCAAUAGACAUGGCAACUACAAGGGAGUCCGCUGCCGGAGUGGCAAAUGGGUGUCGGAGAUUCGUGAGCCACGUAAGACUACUCGAAUAUGGCUCGGCACGUAUCCAACGUCGGAGAUGGCCGCUGCUGCCUACGACGUGGCUGCUCUGGCUCUCAAGGGUAGCAAUGCUGUUCUCAACUUCCCGGACUCGAUUCGCUCCUACCCAAUUCCAGCUUCCAAAUCCCCAGCUGAUAUUCGUCUCGCUGCCGCCGCUGCUGCCGCGACGAAAAAGGUUGAUCAAGGAGAAAGUAAUAACCCUAUCUGCCACCAGUCUACUCCGUCCCAUGAGUUCGUUGACGAAGAGGCACUGUUCGGAAUGCCCAAUUUGCUGCACGACAUGGCGGAGGGAAUGCUGUUGCCGCCGCCGCCACGAAUGAGUGACUCGCCGUCAUCACACGACUGCUACUCAUGGAACUCCACCGGAGAUGAAAAUCUUUGGAGCUACCAUUAGAGGAAAAAAGAAACAA